This is a messenger RNA of Exophiala oligosperma, 1416 nucleotides long. RefSeq lists its product as uncharacterized. The transcript is spliced from 4 exons. The record is from RefSeq and is a predicted model, not a curated record. Bases 413 to 1105 code for a protein of 230 amino acids. NCBI's taxonomy places the organism in Eukaryota, Fungi, Ascomycota, Eurotiomycetes, Chaetothyriales, Herpotrichiellaceae.
CCCGAAUCGCAACUCAUGAUAUCUUCUUCACAUAUCGUCUGAAGAGCCUACUCGAAGCUCGUCAGUUUUUGUUUUCCACUCGUGGCCUCGUUGCGGAACACACCCUGGGAUUGAAUCGCCAGGCGGCAGCGAAGUCCCAAGCUCCGGGUAUCGAGUCCUACCCCAAAAGCCCAGCGCUAUCGUUUUGCUACAUUGCACACCUCCGUGUCAGCUGCUCUGGCUUUCUAUGCCAUCCUGAAUUCCAUGAUUGCUACGGGAUACAUUUCCCAUCUCCCAUACUAGCGCACUCUUGUCUGAGACGAAUCCCCACGCCGAUUGUACGAGCCGGCUGGAGGCACGCGCGAAAUAUUGGCCUACGAGUCAGUCUUUGACAUCAGAGCGGCUUCGGUGUGGCUGUGGGCAAUAGUGGAGGAUGGCAGACUUCUCGCUGGUGCCCAGUGGACAUGGCAGCAACUACACUGGUAUGCUCACGAGGAGCAUCGUCUUCUCAGUGGCUCUCUUUGUCUUUUUGGCCGCCUCGGGCAUGACUAUCGCCUCCAUCAUUGUUCCCAAUUGGAUCGCGUUCGAUGGAAGCACGUCACAUGGCGAUCCUGUCCAUUAUACCUAUGGCCUCCAUCGAAGGUGCUCCAGCACCAAUAUCCCCCCCUCCUUCGACAGUCGCUCGACGAGUUCCAAUGUGAUGGCCGAUUCCCUUCAAUGUGUUCAGUUCCCAAGAUAUAACGACUGUCGUGGAGACGAUCGAUAUUUUUGUAGUAUGUGGAGGUCUGUUGGGUUUUUGAUGUCCUUCGCCGUGGUUUUGGAAGGCAUGACGAUUGCGGCCUUUGCCAUUCUACUCGUGGGAGGUAAACAAAAGAGAGAACAAGGCUGGGGGGUGCUUACAAUCUUGGUUGCUUUGGCCGCGUUUGUACAAGCCAUCGGUAUGGCUCUGAUGGCUUAUCUUUACGAAAACGACGAAAGAUUUUUCUCGGGAUGGUUCUUGGACAAGAGCUGGACCAUGUGCACAAUUUCUUGGAGUUUCCAGGCAGUCUGCGCCAUUGCUAUUACGCUUGCCGCGGUCGUUCUUCCGAGCGAGGGAGGUUAUGAAUUGAUUCCGGACCAUGCUUAAAACCAGGAAGAAACACUAGACAUACAUGUUGGCGCAGGAAGGCGAAUUAUACGGGGUUUCUCUAGCGAAAUUGACUCUUUUGAGCACGAUCUCCCCUGGUGGUGUCGAGCAAGAGUCGGCGUCCAUGGAGUGUGUAGAUGCUGUUUAUGUGAGCGCAAUGGAUAAUCUUCACAUCAGGGGAGUGGUGGACUAUGCGCCGUAGCAUUUCUCUGAGCCUUUACACCAUGCAGCCUUGUUGGAGUCUCGGGCAUAGAUACGGAGUUGUAAUGGUACCCAUUGCUACCUGUUGUCGCUGAUUUGAGUACUUUUUG